UAGGUAGGGCAAGUGGCUCAAGGACUGCACAAUUUCAUCUACUCCAGUUCAUUUCAGUCUCUCUCUCUGCACAUUACAGUCGGGACAAGAGGACCUUCAGUCUCACUGGCAGUUGUCAUAAAAUAAAAUAGUUAAAUAUAUGAGACAGCAGAGCGAGUUGAAAUCCAACGAGGUUGUUUUGGAGUCGGAUGAGUCCAUGGACCAACAAGAUUUUAGCGAGAUGUCUGGUUAUUCUAUUAACGACGUCAUAUACUCCGAAUGUUCCGCAAUGGAGCAAAUCGACACUUUUAUGAAAAACGUUCAGGUUUUGCUGGAUGCAGCAAAUUACAUUGAAAACCAUGAAAAGAACAACGGAAAAUGUGAACAUGGAUAUGCCUCAACAUACCCUGCAACUCAGAGCACGCAUCAUCAGAGACAACGGAAAUUCAAGAAUAAGAAAAUUGACAAUAUUCACCACAGGUCAGCACACAAUGAGCUGGAAAAAAACAGACGAGCACAUCUCCGCCUGUGUUUGGAGAGGUUAAAGAUGUUGAUCCCACUGGGACCCAACUGCAGUCGGCACACUACCCUGGGGUUGCUUAACAAGGCCAAGGGUCACAUUAAGAAACUAGAGGAGAUGGACCGGAGGAGCCAGCACCAGCUGGAAAGCCUGGAGCGAGAGCAGAGGCACCUGCAGAGGCAGCUGGCCCACCUGCAGACCCCCGGAGGCGGAGACAGGGACAGGGUCCGUAUGGACAGCCUAGGUUCCCCAGAACACUCUGACUCAGACCAAGAAGAGAUCAAGGUGGACGUGGAAAGCACUGACUUCUCCCAUGGAGAGUUGGACAGUAUCAGCACCAACGGCUGCAGUGACUUGGAAGACCACAACAGUCGGCAGAGCCUGGCCAGCGACGAGGGCUACUCCACCUGCAGUCUAAAACUGGCCUUUUCCUCCUAAGAACCAGCCUGAAGCUCCUCAUCCACACCUGCAGUCUAAACUGGCCUUCUAGGAAUCAUCCUGAAGCUCCUCAUCCACACCUGUAGUUCCUCAUCCAGACCUGCAGUCUAAACUGGCCUUCUAGGAAUCAUCCUGAAGCUCCUCAUCCACACCUAUAGUUCCUCAUCCAGACCUGCAGUCUAAACUGGGCUUCUAAGAACCAGUCUAAAACACCACUCCACCUGCAGUCUAUAACUGGUCCUCUACUACGAACCAACCUGAAGUUCAACUCCUUAUGCAGUCUAAAUCUGGACUCACCUCCUAAGAACCAGCCUAAAUCAAGAACCAGCUAAAAGCUAAACCCCACCUACAGUUCGAAAAGACAGAUCUUACCUCAACUGUAAAAUCUUGACUCUGAUGUGUCUGUUGCCCAUCUCCUCCUAAAACCAGCACAAAAACUACAUAAAACCAGCCAGAAGCUCACCAGUGACAAGGGCAACUUCCCCCCCCCCCUUUGGAAACCCCUAGAAGAUGACCAUCUGAGAAAAGAAACAAUUCUUGUCAAUCACCAAGCAAGUUACUAGGGCUUCUCUAUCUCCAAUCCAAACCAUUUUUCUUAUACAGUACCCACAGCUUGCAUAGCCCACAGUUAUACCCCAAAUCUUAUACAAGCCACCAAUGUUAUUCCUACCUUAUGAUUGAGAAAUGUAUUUAUUUUCCCAAUAUUUAUCGUGCUGUACUGUCUUGGUCAUACUUGAAUUAUGAAAUGAAUGGAUAAUAUUAUUUGGAUGUUUUGACAACUGUAAAGUUUGGUUUUAUAUAAGUCUUGUGGUUUUGAACUGAGCGUUGACAAGUUCUUAGACAAAAGCUAGUGCAAUGGUACACGACAAGCUAAAUGUAUCACUCUGGUCUGUUGUGAGAUGGACAUUUAUCCCUGUUGAGAUUUCAAAAUAAUUGUUUGUAUACAUUAGGCAGCUAUGAGAUAUAUCGCACUUCAAGGCCCAAGCACAAUUCUGAAGCAAUAACAUUUGCCAGUUAUGUCAACUCUUAAGUUGGCUGUUUUAGGCACACAAUUUUGGCCGUCAACACCAAAUUGAAUGUGCUUGUUUUGUAACUUCAAUAGCUUUAAUUACAAAUAGUAAUCAAUAUUAAGAUAAUGGUUUGAACAAAAGUCAUGUUGCAUGUGUAUUGAAUGUAGUUUUCAAUUUUUUUCAUCAUGGGCUUUGGAUUGACCAGUUGAGAGCUCAUGUCUUUGUAUUGAUGAACAACACAUGGCAGAGUUUUUACUUAGUAACUUAUUUGUUGCAUUGUAGCUGAGAAGCAUUCCAAUGUUAAAACCCUGACACUGUAUAUUCUGAGUAUUUAUGUAGAAAAAAAUCUAACUUUCCCCUAAUUGCACUGCAAGACUAUUCCACUAACCAAAUUGGAAAUGUCAUAUGACCAUACCCAUAUUUUUGUGAUACAACUAAAUAGAUUAUCACCACCAACUGUGUCUUAACAAGGCUAAAUUGACACUUGCACAGGUUUCUUAGUUCCAAGUCUUUAUUCAAUGUCAGUGUUGGGUAAUUUGUAAAAUGCACUAUGAAAAAGACUGGUUCUAAGAAAGUGUCUCUUAACACUACUGCGCUAAAUCAGCCAUCAAAGGUGACUUUUACAAAAGAACAUGCUGCUGGCCCCCUGCUACCAUUUUGUGUUUCCUGGUAGUGGUCCCUUAAACUUGAUCAAUAAACCUCUACCACCCCACGUAGGUAUACAAUGUC
Salmo salar (Atlantic salmon) is the source of this 2676-nucleotide messenger RNA. Its product is annotated as max interactor 1, dimerization protein. The record is from RefSeq and is a predicted model, not a curated record. Lineage: Eukaryota; Metazoa; Chordata; Actinopteri; Salmoniformes; Salmonidae. Gene Ontology annotation, biological process: regulation of transcription by RNA polymerase II. Gene Ontology annotation, molecular function: DNA-binding transcription factor activity, RNA polymerase II-specific; RNA polymerase II cis-regulatory region sequence-specific DNA binding; protein dimerization activity.